AUGUUUUCUUCACUUUUCUUUUCUUCUGUGAUUCUCGGGUUAUCGAGUGCCUCUGUUUUGACGGAUUUCCCACCGGGUUACUUCUGCUACACCGAUGGACAUUUGCAUACGGACGAUCCUUGUCGUUUUUUUGCGGCGGUGAUUGACGCGGGCUCAACGGGGACGAGACUCCAUCUUUAUCGAUUCGUUCACAACACUCUCCCACACAGUCUUCCAUUUGUCACCGAGGAGGAAAUUUUCAAAGAGGUAAAACCGGGUCUCUCCGCUUUCCACGACAAUCCAAAAGGAGCAGCACUUUCAGUAAGAGAACUCCUUGACAAAGCUCAUGAAGAGAUUCCACCGGAAUUAUGGGAGAAAACGCCGAUUGCAUUGAAGGCAACAGCCGGCCUUCGCCUUCUUCCAAAAGGUCAAGCGGACGCGAUUCUUGAAGAAGUUCAAACCGAAGUCCUCUCAUCGGGUUUCUUCCUCGCCGAGAAUGCGGUUGAGAUCUUGGAUGGCCGAGAUGAGGGAGUAUUCUCAUGGUUUACUUUGAAUCUCCUUCUCAACACCUUAUUCCAAAAAUCGAACGGUCUUCCAGCUGAUCCAGCUCCAUCAAGAACAGUUGCUGCUUUCGAUUUGGGAGGUGGAAGUACUCAGGUAACAUUUUGGCCAUCCGAUGAUUCGCUUUUCUACGAGAAUCGCGAAUAUCGAAAGGAUAUCGAUUUCUUCGACACCCAUAUGCACCUCUUUUCUCAUAGUUUCCUCGGCAAUGGUUUAAUCUCUGCUCGACUUGGUGUAUUGAUGGGAUCGACGAAUCCAGAGCUACAGUCGGACGAUCACUUGACUUCUCCCUGUAUGCCAGAAGAUUUCGAGAUUCCGAACUGGCAAUACGCGUUGAAAUCGUGGAGAGUGAGAGGAAAUCCCGAAUAUUCUGAAUCGAAAUGCGCAACAGCUGUCCGAUCAUUCGUCCGUCAGAGCUCAAUCGUUGAAUUGGAUUAUUUAAAAGGCAAGCCAAUCUACUUGUUCUCGUACUUCUUUGAUCGAGCUCUCAACGCGGGGAUUGUCAAAGAUUCAAAUGGAGGAAAAACGACACUCGGAGAAUUCGAGAAAGCUGCGAAAAUCGCUUGUCACCGUGACUCAUCUACUCUCAAUCAUGGGGCACAUUGGCUUCCAUGGCAAUGCAUGGAUCUUCUCUACAUCCAUUCACUUCUCAAGGAUGGUUAUGGAUUCGAGAAUUCACAGCCAUUAGUGUUAGCUAAAAAGCUGCGUGGGAUGGAAGUGUCAUGGGGACAAGGAUUAGCCUAUUCACUUGUCAACGAGUUCCACGAAACGGCACUGCCCGAUAUUGGUGGUGCUCAAAUCAACGCGACCGGCUCGGUGCUUGUCGAUCAAUUCUUGACGAUUCUGUAUCAAAGAACCGAUGAUCUAUUGAAAUAUUUGAAUCUUAUCUCU
Molecule: messenger RNA, 1431 nt
Organism: Mesorhabditis belari
Lineage: Eukaryota; Metazoa; Nematoda; Chromadorea; Rhabditida; Rhabditidae
Source: the annotation of a GenBank genome assembly